Messenger RNA from Linnemannia hyalina, 756 nucleotides. The record is from the annotation of a GenBank genome assembly. Lineage: Eukaryota; Fungi; Mortierellomycota; Mortierellomycetes; Mortierellales; Mortierellaceae.
AUGUAUUUCUACAGCCAUCUGAUCUGGAUCGGAUUCGUUAUCUUCUUCUCCGUCAUCGUCUUCAUCAUCCGGGCGAGGCGCGCCGCCGCCAUCGCCUCAGCCGCUGCAAGCAAACCCCACUCGUCCGUGGUCGUCAUCGAGCCAGCCUCUAUCCCUAUGCACGCUUAUCAAGCCCCAGUACCUGCACAGUUUAACCACUACCAGGCUCAUCCUCAAGGAUUUGCCCCUAACCCUAUGCAGUUCCAGCAACAGCAACAACAACAACAACAGCAGCAGUUCUACCCUCCCCUUGGACAGCAAAACCCCUAUACCCAGCCACAGCAAUCGCCCUAUAUCCCACAGCAACAAUCGCCUUAUAUUCAACUACAACAGGCACCCUAUCCCCAACAAAUGCCUUUUGCCCAGCAGCAGCAGCAGCAGCAACAACAACAACAACAACAAGCUCAGCCGUUGCAGACCAAUUUGCAGGCAGCUCCCUUCUCCCCAAGCAUAAUGUCUCCACCCCCCAUGUAUUCGGCAGCAACCUCAGCCCCGGAUGCGACCUACCCUGCCCUUCAGCCUGCUCCUCCGGUCGCAUUCGCCAUUGGGUCGACGGGCACGUCAAACGCAGUCAAUAAGGGAGGAAUGACACCUUCGGACGCUAUCACGGUCGACCCCAAGUCUUGGCAACCCUCGCCCUAUCCCGUUGGAGACGGAAGCACAGCCGGCACGGCUGCCACGCCGCGGCAACCCCAAGCGCCUCAGGCACUGACAUAG